UUUUUUCCUCUCAGAGAAAUGUCUGCAGGCGAACACACGACUGUAGCUGCAAACACAAACACAAAUCCAGACGACCAGUCGCUGAAACUUGCCCUAGCAAUCUCUCUUCUACGAUCGAAGUUCAUUCAAAACCGGCCUCCUCCGACCGAUCGGAAUGAGUCUGAUGCUUUGCGAUGGAAGCGAAAGGUCCCCCCAGCUCAUAAACUCCUCACCUCUCAGCUAAGGAGCGAAAGCAAGAGCUUCUGCUACUCAGAGAAGAUCUCAAGGAAGCUGAAGUGCGACUUGUUUCCGAAAAGUGCCUCUUGCAAGUGCUAUUUCUUUGAUAAUUUGGGGAAAUUAAGCCCUCAGGGACUUGAAGACGGCUCUGAUCGCAGAUUCAACGACGUUCUUCUCCGGCGAUUUCUCAGACAUGUGCGCUUCAAGGAAAGGAGGAGAGGAGCAGGUGCGUCAAUCCAGCGACGGCAAUUUUCAGUCUUGAAUACUGAAGAUGAAGAAACCGAGCAACUCAGGGCCUCAGUUGACUUUCUGGUGGAGCUUUGCGAUACUGUUUCUCCUGUGGGAGAGGCUAAUUUUGCUAACUGGGCACACCAAGCUGUAGACUUUAUUUUAGCUUCAUUGAAGAAUAUUUUACCAAGGGGAAAAGACACGAAACUCAUUGAAGGAAUCGUCAACGGCUUAAUUAUGCGUCUUGUUAGAAGGAUGUGUUCUCCAUCAAAAGUAUUUGAGUCACUUCAUACUGGCUUGGAUGCCCAGUUCUAUGUUCAGCAUCUGAUCCGUAAGCUUGGAAGUGAAGCCUACGUUGGACAACGUGCAAUUCUUUUAGUUUCUCAAAGAAUAUCUGUGCUAGCUGAAAGUUUUCUUUUCUUAGAUCCAUUUGAUGAUUCUUUUCCCGGCAUGCAUGGCUGUAUGUUCACCCUGAUUCAGCUUAUUGAGUUUCUGAUAUCUGACUACUUAUUAAUUUGGUCGAGUGCUGAAGGCUUUGACAAGAUGCUGUUUGAAGAGUGGGUGGCAUCUAUUCUCCAUUCACGGAAAGCACUAGAACUUCUGGAAAGCAGAAAUGGGCUUUAUGUGCUUUACAUGGAUCGAGUCACAGGUGAAUUGGCUAAACAAGUGGGUCAGUCUUCAUCACUCCAGAAGCUCAAACCGGACAUUCUUGAUAACCUGUUCCACUGACUGCAUUGUCGCAUACAGCUUCUGAGAAAUCUCAUGAAAAAAGCGUCCCGAAUCCCCCCAGAAGAGCUUUUGGCAAGCAUCUGCAACGGGAGACACAAUUGGCAGAUGCCUCAUUUUACAACCGGAAGCUUGGAGUUCACAUUAAAAGGAGGGGGAGAUUUGGAACACGUGCUGGAACAAGAUCUUCAGCAGUUCGAAUCCAGAGAUCAUCUUCCUUCCAUGUUGGCUCUGUUCUCUCAAUCUCCCUCUUCCUCAGUUUCUUCAUGUCAUAGCAGUGAGAAGUUGUGUCAAAUACAAUGGAUUUUCGCUUAAUUUGAUUGCAGCAAAGUUCUGCUUGUUUGAGUUCCUUUUUGUGUUAAGGUUAUGAGAUUUGUUCUUUUUCAUUAUUCGUAAAUAUUGCAGGCUUGAAUACAGACAAAAAAUAUCAAGUGUGACAGCAGAUUGUAUUUCACCGUCUAGUUCAGAUAAUGAAGUUGGCAGUACCAGUAUAGAUCCAAGAAAAAUUCUUAAUAUCAGCCACUAUUUACCACUUCACAUCCUACACCCUAAAAAACACUCCCACACCCUAUGAAAAACACCCACACACUCUAUGAAAAAGCUAUAAGCGUUGAGUGUGAGAGUGAAUAGUAGCUGAUGCAUAGUAAAUCCCGGAGAUAAUAUAAACGGAUGAGGUUGGAAUGUGGAUUGAAGUUGAAAUCCCAUGACAUCAUAAACACUAUCAAUAAAAUUAAAGAUAUUCCGCUUUGAUAGUGACAGCAAAGUUUGUCUUCUUGAAUAUGUGCUUAGAUCUCUCUUCUUUCCAUGGAUUUACAUCAUUAAGCUAUUAAAUAAGCUUGUAUCUAUAUGGCUGAAAUGAAGAGUAAUGAGAUUAUAGAACCAAGUAUAAAUUAUUACCCUAAGCAUCGGAAUUUAGGAUAAUUGAUAAGCAAUUGUCUUAUCCUGUUUUUUUAAAGCAAGGCAUAUUAUAUUGUAAAGCCUUAAUAGAUGCUCUGAUAUCUCAAUUUAUUGUUGUCCAUACUCAAUAUAGUCAAAAGAUACACCAUGGUGGCCAGUAAUGACUACUAAUGGACAACACAACAUUGGUCGACACUCUUAACAUUUUUGUCAAACACCCAUGGCCAGAUUAUAUAUGAAACUUUAUUUCUUGAUUUCACUGUUCUAUAUUAAUUUGCUUUGCAACGACUGCUUUCAUAACAUUCAUAAAAAUUAAAUAGAUUGAGAGAGUAUUAACAGGGUUUAUAAUAUGGAUUAAAGAAUUAAAUUCACUUAUUUCAUCAGCUUAAGUUUUGAGGAUAAUUAAUUAUUUGAUAUGGUAUCAUUGCAGUGGUUUUUAAUUUAUUUGAUCUUCAUUUUAGUUAAAUAUUCUGUAUGUCGCGGGAAAAGACAUGGCAUCAAAUUCCCUCAAUCUUCUUUUAAUGGAAAAAAAUAUGCCAUCUUUUU
Molecule: messenger RNA, 2613 nt
Organism: Juglans regia (Persian walnut)
Lineage: Eukaryota; Viridiplantae; Streptophyta; Magnoliopsida; Fagales; Juglandaceae
Product: protein MULTIPOLAR SPINDLE 1
Exons: 11
Coding region: 19-1173 (384 amino acids)
Biological process (GO): meiotic DNA double-strand break formation; meiotic spindle organization
Source: RefSeq, a predicted model, not a curated record